AUGGUGACCACCCUUGGACCCGAAGGAGCAAGGACAGAGAAAGUGUCCACAGCGCCUCUGUGUCUGCUGCCCACGGCAGCUGCCAUCAGCACCCAGGUGCUCGCUCAGCCAAAUGCACUCCGUGACCGGUUCACCUGCUGUUUCCCAUUUAACCAUAAGAAGAUCCCCUUGCAGAGGCUGAAGAGCUAUGGAAGCACCAGUAGCCAGUGUCUCUUCAGAACCAAAUUGACCAAGGACAUCGGUGCCAACCCAAAGGAGAAAUGGGUCUGGAAUUAUAUGAAACACCUGGGUCAGAAACCUCACACCCCGAAGACUUGGACUCUUUCGGCCACACUAAGACCGAGCCAGAGGCUGAGAAAUGAUUAUUCUCCCCCAGCCUUCCUGUCUCUAUCCUGGACUAAAUUGACCUGAAUUUUCAGAUAGGGUGCUUUCUGUUUCCUGAUGCAAAAUGUACUAUGUCUUAAGUAAUAUUGAGUAUUAUUUGAAUUGUGGCUGGUUGGGGAGUUAUUUUGAAUAUUGGUGAUCUCUUUUUUUAAAGCAGGGCCUUGAGCCACUUGGCUCCUGUCGUGAGCCCCAGCUCCUUCUCCUGUAAGCUGUGGGCAGUGGGUCUUUCUCCUGCCUAACUCCCCAGGGGUAAUGAGCAUGCCUAUGAGAGCCACGGCGAUGAAGGGCUACUGCAAUCUAGGGAGGACAGCGCCUGGUGAAUGUGAGGUGUUGCUAAAUGUGUUAUUAUGGAAACAUGAAUGCAAUUGUAGGAUGGCUGACUUUUGGCAGAAAAUACAUUUUGCUUAAAAUCUCUGAUACAGUAGUAGUGUUUUCUUCAGGGAUAACUCCCAACCAGUAGGUGUGCUCUCAGGUGCAGGUGGAUGGCAGAGGGUGCUAGAGGAAUACGGAUGUAGCCAGGGCCUGGCUGUGUGGCUAACCUGGGCCCAUCUGAGUGUCAGGGAGGGCCUGGCUCAUCAGCCCAGGAUAUUCUAGAACCAUGGCUCCAGUCCCCAGCAUUAGCUUCCAGUGGGUCUCCCUGCCCUCGUCCUCCACCCUGGAGUAAUACAGCCAGUAAGCGCGCUUGACACACCCCCUGGUGGGGGCGGAGGAGGGGGAGGAAUCAGGUGACCCCGUCCUGAUUAGCAUCAGACUUGACGGCAAAGAUGGGACUUGGACAGAUGGGCCUUGGAAGAUGGUGUAGCACCGUCACAGCAAAGACUCUCCCGGAGGAGAUGCGGGAUGGAGAAGAGGGGAGAGGGCCUUCAGGGAAUAUCCCCAAAUAGUCAGAGUAAGGGAUCCAGAAUGGAAAAGCCAGAGACCUUUGGAAAGGAAGGUUGAGGCAUGGUUAUAGAGGAAUCGGAAUAUCAAGGUGGGAGUUUGGAGUCAGCUCUGAAGUCUUUGGAGCGAUGGUGAGGGCAGGGUGUGGGGUGCCGGGAAGAGUAGCCUGGGAUCGGGGCCGAGGGCAGGAUGGGGUUGGCAGGGGGGCACUGAGAGCAGCCUACUGCAAUGGUCCAUGUGAGGGGUAGCCAGCGAAGCAGGGCAGUCCUGGGGGCGGAGGGAAGAGAUGGCCUAAGAAGUAUGAGCCAGAUGUGCUGCGUGUUGAAUGCCGGGGAAAGAGGGAAAAGCCCUGAGACACAGGACAGGAGACCAUCUCCCCUAAAGCCAUCAAACCCUGAGACCCAGAAUUCACUGCCCUCCUUUGCUAGUCUCCCUAGAGUCUCAUGUUACACAAGUUGGAGCUUGUGAUUGUCCCUCUUAAAGGGACAGGACCUCCUCUUCCUCUCUAUCCCCUGAGGGGCCUCCUGUUCUUCCUGAGACUGCCUCCCUCCUCUGUACCAUUGAUUUUUUUUUUUUUUAACUUUGGGUUUAUUUAUUUAUUUAUUUAUGGCUGUGUUGGGUCUUCGUUUCUGUGCGAGGGCUUUCUCUAGUUGCGGCAAGUGGGGGCCACUCUUCAUCGCGGUGCGCGGGCCUCUCACUA
Molecule: messenger RNA, 1963 nt
Organism: Balaenoptera acutorostrata (minke whale)
Lineage: Eukaryota; Metazoa; Chordata; Mammalia; Artiodactyla; Balaenopteridae
Product: C-C motif chemokine 13-like
Exons: 4
Coding region: 1-411 (136 amino acids)
Biological process (GO): chemokine-mediated signaling pathway; cellular response to type II interferon; positive regulation of GTPase activity
Cellular component (GO): extracellular region
Molecular function (GO): chemokine activity; CCR chemokine receptor binding
Source: RefSeq, a predicted model, not a curated record